AUGUUUAUAAUUUGGGCUACUUUUAUCUACAGAAAUUUAAAGCAUCAACUGUCUGUCUCUUCUAUCUAUCUAUCUAUCUAUCUAUCUAUCUAUCUAUCUAAGUCUGUUUAUAUCUAUCUAUCUGCUCCAUCUAUCUAUCUCAGUCUGUUCAUAUCUAUGUAUCUAUCUAUGUAUCUCCAUCUGUUCAUAUCGAAGUCUGUUUAUAUCUAUCUAUCUAUGUAUCUAUCUAAAAAUUUUCCAAAAAAAAUAUUUGGUCUAUCGAUAAAUUUUGAAAUCUAUGAAUCUAUCUAUCUAUCUAUCUCUGUUUAUAUCUAUCUAUCUGUUCCAUCUAUCUAUCUCAUUUAUAUCUAUCUAUUUAUCUAUCUAAACUUUUUCCAUCAAAAUAUCUGUCUAUCGAUCCCCAUCUGUUCAUAUCUAUCUAUCUAUCUAUCUAUCUAUCUAUCUAUCUGUUCAUAUCUAAAACAUCUAUCUAUCUAUCUAUCUAUCUAUCUAUCUAUCUAUCUAUCUAUCUAUCUCAGUCUCUUCAUAUCUAUCUAUAUUCUCUUCAUAUCAUAUCUAAACUAUCUAUCUAUCUAUCUAUCUAUCUAUAUAAAUUCUAUCUAUCUAUUUAAUCUGUUCAUAUCAUUAUCUAUCUCAGUUUCUUCAUAUCUAUCUAUCUGUCUAUCUCAGUCUUUUCAUAUCUAUAAAGAAAAUCUUUCAUAUCUAAUAUCUAUCUAUUUCAUAUUAUCUAUCUAUCUAUCUAUCUAUCAAGAGUAUCCCCAUAUAUAUCUAUCAUUAAUCAUAUCUAUCUACAUCUAUCUCAGUCUUUUCAUGUCUAUUUUAUCACAUAUUUAUUAUCAUCUAUCUAUCUACAUCCCUUCAUAUCUAUCUAUCUAUUUAACACUGUCUGGAGAAAAAAAAAAGCUUUUCUUGUCUCAAACAAUGACUGGCACGGUCUAUAUCUAUCUAUCUAUCUAUCUAUCUUUGAAUUCUUCAUAUCUAUCAAUCCAUCUAUCUAACUCUUUUAAGAAUAUCUAUUAUCUAUCUAUCUAUCUAUCUAUCUAUAAUCUCAGUCCUUUUUAUCUAUCUUCAAAUCUAUCUACGUUAUCUAUCUAUUUAUCUAUCUAUCUAUCUAUCUAA
Molecule: messenger RNA, 1119 nt
Organism: Acanthosepion pharaonis
Lineage: Eukaryota; Metazoa; Mollusca; Cephalopoda; Sepiida; Sepiidae
Source: the annotation of a GenBank genome assembly